This is a messenger RNA of Colletotrichum abscissum, 1917 nucleotides long. RefSeq lists its product as uncharacterized. The transcript has 6 exons. NCBI's taxonomy places the organism in Eukaryota, Fungi, Ascomycota, Sordariomycetes, Glomerellales, Glomerellaceae. The record is from RefSeq and is a predicted model, not a curated record. The coding region runs from base 1 to 1917 and encodes 638 amino acids. Gene Ontology annotation, molecular function: flavin adenine dinucleotide binding; monooxygenase activity.
AUGAUGGAGCUACCAGAUAACCCUCCAAAGGUCGACAUCAGGAGGGAUAUUUACGAGACGCUCCCUAAUACGGCAGAAUUAAUAAACAACUGGGACAUGAUCAAGGCCGAGGAGAUCGCAAACGACGUGGUAUCGUGCCUCUCAAAAGCUCUUCAGCAGCGCCAGCACCAUGCCAUCGAAGCCCUCUUCGCCGAACCAUCCUGUCAUUGGAAAGAUACACUAUCUUUCACAGCUCACAUCAGAACUUUCAAUGGCAAAGGUGCCAUUGCAUCGGCUUUACUGGAACUCUUCGCGCUUCGCGAGGCCCAAGGCUUUCAGUUUCAGAAGGCGCAGGUUUUGUCGGCCACCAGUGAACUUAAAUGGCUCGACUGUGAUUUCAGCUUCAUGACUGGAUCUCCCAAGGCUUCCUGUCGAGGAAAGAUGAUGCUCAUUCCUAGCGGCCGUGACUCGGGCGACAACGAAUGGAAGAUUUGGUCCAUGAGUACAUACCUUUCCGAGUACGAAGACUUCCCCGAGGAUGAGGGUCUGCUCAGAGUCCCUUCGACUCCUGUGACGGACGACAGCCAUAUCUCUACGAGUGUGCUGGUUGUCGGUGGGGGCAACGGAGGUUUGAUCCUGGCCGCUCGAUUGAAGGCCCUGGACAUCGACUACGUCGUGAUCGACCGGAAUGCAAGGGUAGGGGAUAAUUGGGCGACGAGAUACGACUGCAUGCGUUUCCACGUCUACAAGUCAUUCUGCGAGACACCGUACAUUCCGUAUCCCCAGGCUUCUAAUGACGGUCUCACACGAGACCAGCUAGCCGAUCAAAUGGUCGCUUUCGCAAAGGAAUUCGACCUAGACCGUCGUGUUCUACACUGUACGACAAUCGCCGCAACCCAGUACAAUCAAGAGGACAAGACAUGGAAUAUUGAGAUACAGACGGGGGAUCUUAGACGCACCCUAUCCUGCAAAUGCAUGGUUCUCGCCACGGGCGGCGCGGGCUUCGCGGGACCCGCGCCCCUUCCAGAUCUUCCGAGCAGGGAAUCCUUCAAGGGCCCCAACAUACACUCGGAAUCGUAUCGUAAUGCUAGCGACCUAGUUGCAGCGGGGGCGAAGUCCGUCGCCAUUAUCGGCUCUGGAAACACUGCAUUCGAUGUCUUGGUCGACUGCCACGACGCCGGUCUCAAGACUACCAUGGUACAGCGAUCAGAGACGUACGUCGUUCCCAUGACGUACUUUGCUCACCCUAUGGGCUUUGGGGUCUACGACAUCCUGUCCCCUGACGACGCGGACGUGAUUGUGAAUGGAGGCCCUUUGGCCAUCGGCGGGGCCCUCCUGGGCUUGGUGCAUAGGAUUCAGGCACAGGAAGAGCCGGAUCGAUAUGCAGAAGCUAGGAGAGCAGGGUUCCGCGUGCAAGACUCGCUGACUGGCGACCUGCUCGUGAACCUCAUCGAUCGUUGCGGAGGACACUUUGUAGACAUGGGCAGCGGCAUGGAGCUCAUCACAACGAAAAAGGCCGGUGUUCGGUCCGGGAUCGUGCCCAAGUCCUACACCGACAAAGGUCUGGUGCUAUCCGAUGGUAGUAAUCUGCAGGCGGAUGCCAUAGUCUGGUGCAUUGGCUUCGGCAACGUUGAUGGCCGAAAGAACCUCCCAGAUACCUUGGGAAUCGGAGCCGAGGACAUUGCAAGGCGUCUUGAGCCUACUUGGGGUGUGGACGCCCAGGGCGAGAUUCGUGGGCUUUGGAAGAGGCACCCUGGAGUUGACAACCUCUGGAUCUUUGCUGGUGGCACGGCUCAGCAUCGAUGGUUUUCAAAGGUGAUUGCUUUGCAGAUUAAGGGAGCUCUCGAGGGGAUCCUGCCGGACGCCUACAGACGCACACCAGAGGCACCUGUUGGUAACGAUUGGGAGCGCGGAGACACAUGGGCUCCAAACCUGUAG